This is a messenger RNA of Drosophila obscura, 4811 nucleotides long. RefSeq names its product DNA-binding protein D-ETS-3. NCBI's taxonomy places the organism in Eukaryota, Metazoa, Arthropoda, Insecta, Diptera, Drosophilidae. Bases 1238 to 2878 code for a protein of 546 amino acids. Gene Ontology annotation, biological process: cell differentiation; regulation of transcription by RNA polymerase II. The record is from RefSeq and is a predicted model, not a curated record. Gene Ontology annotation, molecular function: sequence-specific DNA binding; DNA-binding transcription factor activity, RNA polymerase II-specific. Gene Ontology annotation, cellular component: nucleus. The transcript has 10 exons.
GCUCACUAGUCGCAUUAUGCAGUGAGCAUCGAAAGCAUUCAAAAAUCUGAAAACUGUGCUGAAAAUGAACAAUCAAUGCAGAGAGGCAGUGAAAUCUUACAAUCUAACAAACCAUUAAUGAGGAUGCAAGCGUGUGGCCUCUUAAUUAAAAGAUCUCUCUCGUGCUACAAGGGGAUUAUACCAUUAACAGAUGCUCGCUGGCAAACAGGAUUCGGCCGAAGCAUAACUCACGGCAGCCGCCGCGGCAAUCAUUCCAUUCCACACUCCACACGCGUCAGAGAGCGGGACGAGUAUUCAGGCCAUCUCCAGGCCGACAUCCUGGCAUCCCGCUCGUAUUUCCGGUGUGCGCGCGCUCGAAACGAUUGUGAUAGCUACGCACAAAAAAAGAUGUCUGCUCGCUAAUGUUUGUUUGGGGAAAUUUGCUUACAAGAAGAGCCAGCCCGAGCCAGCCCAAGUACAAACACAAAUACUCGUACAAUAAAUAAUAAAUGAGGCGUGUGCAGACCGUUUAUAAUGUCUGACAAGGCAAAAGUUGAUGAUUUUGUGUACGAGAUGCGACCGUCCGAUAAUGAAAUUUAUUCCCGCUGAUGCGGGAUGCUGAUGCUGCUGCUGCUGCCCAAGUUAAAGCCGUUUUGCAUUUCACUUUUGGGGGAAACUUUAAGCCAGUGGAGACAGUGGACGUUGCACGUUGUGUGGCAUAAAUUUCGUUGGCAUAAAUCAAAAUUCAGCAACUUCCGACGAGGGCAGAGUGCAAAAAUUUGCAUGCCCUGUGCUUCUGGCUGUGCUUGUUCCACGGGGCUAACUGCAGACUGGCCAAAAAGGAUCCAGCUAACAAUGGUCUGCACUCCCCCUCUUCCUCUCUCUGGACAUUAGAAAUGCACGCUCAAAUGGCUGCCACCCACGCACAGCACGGGGCAGCAGAAGCAGCAGCAGCACUCAUACGCAACGUUGCCCCAGUCCAAAGAGCGGGACUGUACUCGUACUCCUACCCGUACACACAAUAAAUAACAAGCCAGAUAAUUAUGCACGUCGUGCUUAUAUCUAAGGGAGCUCCACUUGUCCGCCAAACAGCCAGCACCACUAUUAAUUAUGCUGGCAAAAAGAGCGUGAGGCGCGAAGCGGAGUGGGAGCGAGCUACCAAAACGUGUUGGAGCCUUGGCAAUUAGAGCGAUUGUUUUGCCCCAAAAAGGCCUCUUAAAAUUGCAGUCUUUAAUUGUGGGCCCAGGCGUUAUGAUUUAUGAAUAUCUUUCCGUUGUUGUGUAGUUGUGCUAUGAGAGUCAAGUGGAAUCCAUUGUUUAGCCAACAGCCAGCCAUUGAGGCUUCACAGGCUUGCGCCAUGUACGAGAAUUCGUGUUCGUAUCAAACGGCGCUGGACCUGAAGCGCGUCUCACCGCCAACACUGGCCCAGGUGAAGACCGAGGACUGCCUGACAUUGGGGCAGUGCUCGCCGGACUGGACCUCGUACCGCUUCCAUCAGUCCACCUUUGAGCAGCUAAAGCAGAGCGUGGAGAAGGCCAAGGCGGCGCUGCAGGAUCGCAGCAGUUUCUUUGGGGCCACCAGUGCUUUCAGUGACAUCUACUCCAGCCAGCGACUGACAGACAGCCUCGACACCCUGCCCGUUCAGACUGGGAAUGGGGCUGGAAAUUGCCUGGGUUUGCCGCACAAUCACGGCCCUGGUGUUGGUGUCGGAGUGGGCGUCGGCGUUGGUGUUGGCGUGGGCGUGGCCGGAGUGCUAAACUACAAUGCGGUGAGCAGCAGCACGGCCGGAGUGAGCAGCAGCGUGCAACGCCAUCGUCUGGAUACAUUGCAGCCACCCGCUGGCUGUUCACCCGCCGGCACACAGCAUGGCGUCAUCACGUCCAGCGCUGGCCAGGUCACAUCCGGCACUUUGGAUGCGGUUAGUGCGGCACCGGCACUGCCAUCGCUAACGGCCUCCAGCACAUCCCAUGUGGAGCACAAAGUGCGAGCAGAUAAAUCCUCGUUGGACUGCGCCACAACAUCCUCGCACACCGCCGUGCCCUCGUCCUCGUCCGCCUCCAGUGACCAGCAUCAGCAGCAGCACCAGCAGCAGCAGCAGGGCAGGCACAGCGGAAGUAAGAGCAGCAGCAGCAGCGCCAGUGGUGCAGCAGGAGUCGGAGGAAGCGUCGGUGGAACAGCAGCAGGAGCUGGCAGCUCGGCACUGUAUUCCUCGUACAAAUCGUCGUGGGGUUCCCACAGUUCGACCCAAUCGCAAGGCUACAGUUCCAAUGCCUUGAGCAUCAAACAUGAUCCGCACUCGCAACUACGGCAACCUGAUCCAUAUCAAAUGUUCGGACCCACCAGCAGCAGGCUGGCCAGUUCAGGCUCCGGACAGAUACAAUUAUGGCAAUUCCUGCUCGAACUGCUGUCGGACUCGAACAACGCAGCCUGCAUCACCUGGGAGGGCACCAACGGUGAGUUCAAGCUCACAGAUCCCGACGAGGUGGCACGCCGCUGGGGCGAGCGCAAGUCCAAGCCGAACAUGAACUACGACAAACUAAGUCGCGCCUUGAGAUAUUAUUACGACAAGAACAUCAUGACCAAGGUGCAUGGCAAGCGGUAUGCGUACAAAUUCGAUUUCCAAGGCCUGGCAGCUGCCACACAGCCGGCGGCCAGCGAUCCCACCUACAAGUAUCAGAGCGACUUGUUCAUGACACCAUAUCAUCACAGCGCCAAGCUCAGCUCGUUCAUGAGUCCCCACCAUGGCAUGACCUCGUCAUCGGCAUCCAUCUUUCCAUCGGCUGCUUCGUGGGGCAAUUGGGGCAGUCCGGCCACGAAUCUGUACCAGCCGCACUCGAUGAGCCAUGUGACGCCCUCCCAUGUGGCGCCGCAUCUGAGCAGCUAUCCCCACUACGCAUGACCAUCAUCGUCCGGUGGCGCCUUCUAAUAUGAGAGCAAUGCCAUCGCCAGUGCCACAGGCAUUGGCGGCGGCACUGCAGCAACAGGCGUCGGCGGCAUAGUCGGAUCGGGCACGGCAACGGGUGGCCUGGGCUCCACUUCCAGCAGCACCAGCAGCGGCAACGGGGGCGGCGGCGUAUCCAGUUUGAUGAGCGGCUUUGGCAGCGCCAGCAGCAACAGCAACCUCAAUGGCUCGCAUGUCUCGAGCAGCGGUGGAGCUGGGGGUGCGACCAGUGUAAGCAAUAAUCUGAAUAUAGCCACGGCCACCUUGACGGCGGCCCCGGCCCAUGCCAGUGCCGGGUUCGGGGCCAUUGGGAGUCUCAGUGUGGCUGGCAUGGGCGUGGGCGUCGGGGUGGGUGGCGGCAGCUCGACGCUCAAUUCCCUGGUCGUGGGCAACCGCCUGAUGAAUAGCAGCCUGCCGACGCUGCUCAAAUGAUGUCACCUGGAGAAGUUCGGACUGACGAUGGGCGCAGGACCAUCACCGCCAGCGGCCACGCCCGCCGCAGGCACUGCCGUCAGUCUGGACAACAUGCCGCCGUAUCCUGGUCAUCCCGGUCAUCCUGUCCAUCACGGACAUCCUGCGCAUCCUGGGAAUUAUGGCGCCAACGAGCGUGCCCUCUACGAUUAUCUGGAUAUGAAGAGCGGCGAGCAGGCCACAUUUUUACUGUAAAUGCAAAACUUGUAACCAGAACCACCAGAAAAUGAAUCCAAACGAAACGCAAGAAACUCGAAUACUCGAAUAUUUGAGCGGAUUUUAUUCUUAGAACUUUAGCGCAAAAAACCAACCCCCAAAACAGAGUAUUUUAUGUGUGUGCGAAUGAGUUCGAAUGAGUGUGUUGAGUGUGAGUGCGAGUGCAUAGAAUAGUUUUCGUUUUCGUUAUGGCUGCUCCACCAAAAUAUACGAUUGAGAAACCCCAAAUAUGUAGGAGGAGUAUGCCCCGUAGUUAUCAAUCUGCAAAUUUGCAAAGGCGUAAUACAAAACUCAAACUUCUCAGUGUUUUUAGUGUAACCAAAUGAAAAGCCAAGCAAAAGUUAUUGCGAAAACUCUUUCUCGCUACAAUAGAAUCCUCAAGUUUCCACUUGAACAAUUCUCGUAUAUUGUUCGCAAUUGUUGUUAGCAUUUUCUCUGUCUGCAAAUGAAAACUCAAGAAGUGUAAAUAGAAAUAGAGAUUAGUGGACUACAAUGCUCCAAAAUUAAAGCAGAUUUAGAACAUAAAAAAAAUGUAGCACCAACAAAACGCCCCACAGUGAAUAUCUAGUUAUAGAAGUUUGCCACAUCUUUGCUUCAAUUUACGAUCUGUAAAUAAAUAAAUACGAAUAUUUGCCAUAUGCAAAAAAUCUAAGUGUAAAAAUGUUUAGUAAUAAAAAAAACAAAGUAGUUUCUAUGUGUGUGUUUCAAAUGGUUUUUGCAUUCAGUUUCGGUUCCCCAGCCCUGAUUUGGGGUCAUGCGAAUACAUCCUUAGGUUUUUCCCUAUCGCUUAUCCUUUCGAGAUGGUUGACUGUGAUAGUUGAUUGUACAGUUAAAACUCUUAAAUAUUUUUUAAAUACCAAAUUAUAUACGAACCGGAAUAUUUAAAUAAAUUAAACAUAAUAAUCUAAACGAAAACCAAAACUAGACCUACUCUAUACGAAUAAAUAUAUAUUUGUGUGUAAAAAAAGAAAUCUUUUUAAACCCUAAGUCCACGUUUACUAUAGCAUUACCUAUAAAUACGAAAUAUGUACUAUGAUAUUUGAAUGUGUGUAACUAUUUCAAUGUGUGUGAAUUAAUAAAUUCAAAUGCAAAUACAUACACAUACACAUACAGGAAAUACCACAAGGCAAACUUAAUGCCAUCGAUCUAAAUGUAUACAAUUUUUAAAUUCUGAAUGUACGAAACUCUACGAAAACAAUGGAGA